This is a messenger RNA of Schistosoma haematobium, 9099 nucleotides long. RefSeq lists its product as uncharacterized. The record is from RefSeq and is a predicted model, not a curated record. The coding region runs from base 2870 to 3862 and encodes 330 amino acids. The transcript has a single exon. NCBI's taxonomy places the organism in Eukaryota, Metazoa, Platyhelminthes, Trematoda, Strigeidida, Schistosomatidae. Gene Ontology annotation, molecular function: catalytic activity.
GUUUUGCAUUGAGUGGUGAUAUGACUGUAGACUGCAAGUUCGACUGUCGUACUGUGAGAGAGUGAAUAAAUGUCUGGAUAUAUUGUCUGCUUAGUAACGUCAUUCAUACAACCCUCUCACCAUAGGUGUGAGACGUCUCCAAAUAACCACUCACGCCUUGAUUACUUUACUCUGUAUACCGGAUUAAGUGAGUGUCAGCAAAUGUGGAUCGUGGAAUGCAUUGUCAAUAGAAUUCACUAAAGAAAACUGAAACAGUUGGGAGAAUGUUGUGUUCCUGAUACACAGACCACAAGUGCGGUACCUCAUUUCAGCGUGAUUUUACUCCGAUGAUUAUUUUCACAAGUCAUUAUCACAGAUCAAAUGAUACUGUCUGUAAAAUGAGUUAAGUGAAGAACUUAACGAAGUGGAAUUCAUGCAGGCUGAAAAAGAUAUGGGUUGAUUCGUCUACACUGACAUUUUCAUUGUUCAUUCUUUUCUUCUCUGAUUUCAUACAUCCAUGCAUAUCGUACCAACUGUGUGAAUCAAAUGAUCGAAACAAUACUGUGAAAUUCAAAAUAUCACAUGUAACCUGUUCUUUAUCACACAAUCAACACAAACACUUACUCAUAUAUGUGUACUCAAAUUCUCUCUCUACUCCUUUACAUGGAACCGCGCGCGCUGCGGACUGGACAUUACUUUCAGGCUGAGGCUUUCAGUCUUCUUUUUCUAGGAUUCUCGCAGAGCUGGGUGGAUUAUUUCUCUUCUUGGAAUUAUGUAAGAUAACUCAGUUCUGAACUAGUAACAUAUAAACUUUGAAUUUCAUGCCAUAUGAUAAGAUCUGAUUUUAACUUAUUCAUGCAUGAAUAAUAAAUAACAUGAUAUUUAUGAUCAUAUUCAUACAAUAAUUCAUAAUUAUAUAAUCACAUAUAUUCAUUUUGGCUAUACGAUCAAUGUAUGCUCUGUCAUUUUAAAACCAUAUAUAAUCAUAUUUGACAAAGAUUUGCAUUUCAUAUCGGUAUUCUAUUCCUUAAGGAAUAUAUGGUUAUAUCGUAUUUGGAUGCUUUAACCUACGUACUUUAUAUAUCUACAGGAUCUAUUCAAAUCUCUACCUAAUAUCGAGAAAUAUAUAUAACCGUGUAUGUUAAAGCACUGUACUCACUAUUUUAUGAACUAUCAUUUAAAUCCUAGUUGGAUACUAUAUAUCAAUUAAUUUCCGAAAUUACCUGUCCAAUUCAGUGAGUCUGCAAUAGUUUUUUGACAGUAUUUUUACCCAAAAACUGUUUCAUGUGUUUGUUUGUAAAGCGACAUAAUCUGAGACGAAAAUAAUCUUUUCAACCACUUAUCUCUGCAUCUCACAAUUUUUAUCAAUGCGGACAUUUAGUUUAUAAAUGUAUCACCUACCGUACUCACUUUGAUUGUUUGAUACUAAUUAACGACAUUUCUAAAUUUAUUAUAUAAGGCUAUCUUUCGAGUGAUACGGAUACUGACAUAAAUUCUUCAUCUCCACUACUAUCUUCCUGCCAUUUUCAUAUCUUGUUUUUGACACUUUCACUAAUCCUCACGAUACAUUCACUCCUGGUUAAAACAUAGGUUUUGAUUUCUAGACUAUUUUGAGCCCUCGGAAUUGAUUUUUUUUCACCCAUUUCUAUUUCCAACAUUCUGUUCAAACCAUUUGCUAUACGUCGCUUUCUUAUCAUACCACAAAAGAAAAUGAAGACCCCUGCUUCUAGGUGCUCAGCCAAACGUAGGAAAACAAUACAAUUUAACACCACUACUGAGACGAUUUCCGUCAGUUUCAACGAGACGAGUCACUCCAUUCAUCCGGAAGCAGACAAGCUUUCACCAGUUGUCUCCAUACCAGACAUGUUAAAAACUCUGCUGGUAAACAGUGAUGAUAAUAGCAAUUGCAACCAUAUGGCUGCUAUAAAAAAGUUGCAAGUAGACAUAAACAUUCUCAAUCCGCUUAAAUAUCUCAUCAACUUUAACCUCACAGAGACUCCAGAUCAAAUGAAUGACAUAAAUAUUUCCCCAGAUUGUGUUGCAUCAGAGGUAUUUGAAAGAACAAGACGAUCUAGCAAUGCAAUUGUGUUUAAUAUACGGGAUACAUAUGCCCUUAAAAAUGUCAAAUCUAGUCUGCUUAGAGCCAACAAUAUGACACACGUACCAUGUGUAUGCACAACAUUGAAAAGAAGUCAUCCUGGUAUGCACUUACUGAUCUUGUUCAAAUUCAACUCAUCUGUAGACGCCAGUGAAUUUUUAACUUCCUCCAAUUCAUUGAGACCAAAACAGAUUUUCAAGGAUAAUAAAACUCUUCCGGAUAAAACACCAUGCCAGAGAGAAGCAGAAAGAGUUAGCUACAGACCACCAGCGUCAAACUCUCAAAUGCAUCACAUUCCCAAUGGUCGUAAAAUUAAGUCCGAUUCUACGAACACGUCUAGCUUUACAGGUAUGCUGCGACCGAAAAACUCUUCUGAAUCUUUAGAAGAAAGUAAUCCCGAUGUAGGUGGUGUCCGUCUUCUUAAGAAUGUUAACUUAGAUUCAACCCGAAGUAGUUGUGCUGAUGACGAAUAGGACAACACAGUCCGAACCUCUGUUAGUGCAACACCUAGUUACAGUAACUGUGUAACGGAUAACAAGAAAACUAACCAUAACAUUUAUAUAACUGACCACACACUUAACAUCCAUAUAUUCGAACCUUGCAAACCAUCGCAAGUAUGUUUAACAGCACACGAUUCUCCCCAAAUUACGAAGGAACCAAAAUCAACCACAAACCUUGGAAAUAAACGUCUUAAACACGUUACCCAUACUUCAGGUAUAAAUAGUUAUCUGAAGUGUAAUUGGCAAUUUGGUCGCACACAUAGACCUGAUAGCCUUCUUGGUCCGGCUCCCAAUGUGUAUAAUAUGCCUUUAUCAGAUGUUAUAUCCAAUAGCGAUGAGAGGACUUUUUUGUAAUUCCGCCGGCUUUCCUGCCGACAACGGUAAACAUAUUUCACAAGAUGACAAAGUGGUAGAAUCUAUUUCCCCACGCAACACAACUCUUACCUUAGGUAAUCCUACGAGUAUUCAUGGAACUACCAAUUGCGAUUUAUACUCUAACCUGCUUCACUAUGACAACUCUGAGUUUCUUAUUCUUUCGUUCAGUGCCCGCUCUCUGUCUAAUAAAAUUAUUCAUCUUAAAACUCUUUUAUUCUUUGUAAAUCCAACCAUUGAACUUAUUACGGAAACGUGGUGCAAUUCAUCUAUAUCCGAUCAUUCCUUGAAUUUAGAUAACUACGUUUUCUUUAGAACCGAUAGAUGUUAUGGAUUAGCAGGCGGUACAAUUAUCUAUGUCCGUUCAGACAAUCAAGCGUGCGAAUUUGAGGAUGAAUCCCUUGAUGCUAUAAAUGACUCCUCUUGGGUUACUGUAAACCGUGGAUCCCAGAGUUAUUUACUGGUGGAAUGCAUAUACAGACCACCUCAUGUGGAUACUAAGCUUGACAGAUUACUAGCAAACAUAUUUUCCAUUGCUUCGCACCAACCGCAUACUUUUAAAAUCAUCGGAUGUGAUUUUAAUCUGCCAAAAAUUACAUGGGGCUUGACUCCGGUACCAGGUCGAUAUAACAAGCUAGUUGAAACACUUAAAAUUUGUGUAUGGGUCCAACAGGUCCGAAAACCGACCAGGGGGAAUAACAUACUUGAUUUAAUGUUCACAAUCAACAUAGACUCUAUCUCAGUGCAUAUCAGUCAUGAGUUUUUGAAGAGUGACCAUAGAGUUGUAUUGAGUAUUAUUCACUCUUUAAACGCCAUACAAUUGAAUUCUAAAGCUUCAUUGAUGUACCAAAGCAGACAUUUCAAUCAACAAACCUGGAAACGGUUUGAAACUCUCAUUCAAUGUUUACCAUAGGAAACUUAUUUUACCACAAAUAAUGUUGACAUUGUGCUUUCCAAUCUAUACCACAACCUGAUAUAUUGCCUUGACUGCACUGCUUCAGCUAUUGGCCGUGUGGCUCAUAAUGCUAAUAGGGGCCAACAUAAUUUUAAAAGAAAGCUGAGGGAUUUAAAAUGCCGCUACUACGAGCAGAAUGAUGGAUAUGCAUUUCAGAGUAUACUUAAAUUAUUCGAUAGGAAUGCUUCAUCUAAACGUAAGUAUUUUAUGAAUAUAGAAAAUAAAACUAUACAUAGUAAAAGCCCAGAAUUAUCAAUACGUCGGCUUUUGAAAUCCCGUGUAAAGUCAAAUUCCCUUGGCACGACUAAAUUCUUCAUAGUUAACGGAAGCAUUGGUAACGACCCGAAUACUAUAUGAGAACAAUUCAGCAAGCACUUCUCGCAGUGCUACAAAACUGGAACUGAAAGCUCUAUCGUUACAUUUCCAAUGCUGACAUCCAGACAUCUAUCGAAAAUUGAUGUUAUACCCUCCAAAAUCAUGCAGGCCGCAGCUGCCCUAAAAAAGUCUUAUGAUGGUUGACCUGACGGGAUACCUUCAUCAUUUGUGAAAUAUGGAAGUAGAUAAUUCUCACUGUUUUGUUUGAUACUUUUCAAACUAUCCAUGGAAUAUGGGACCUAUCAAUCUGUAUGCAAAACGUCCCUUGUCACCUCUAGAUUCAAAACAGGAUCACCUAGUGAUAUUAUUAACUAUAGGCCAAUUAAUUUGACAUCCGUGCUCUCAAGAACCAUGGAAAAAAUCAUCCACAAGCAGCUUUUAUCAUUUUUUUCCGGCUAGUCUGAUCAGCCCAUCCCAACACGGGUUUAUGACUAAACGCUCAUGUUUCACAUCGCACCUGGAGAUUUUUGAUCAAAUUACCCAGAUAAGAGAUAUUGGUCAGUCAGUGAUAAUUCUUUACUUCGAUUUUAGUAAGGCUUUCGACAGUGUCUCACACAAACUUCUUCUUGUAAAACUCUCUUCAUUUGGCAUACAGAAUCCCCUUUUAUCUUGGCUCAAAUGGUUUUUAGAAGAACGUAGCCAAAUCGUUCGCUUUGGAUCUUGCUACUCUAAACCUGUGAAUGUAACCAGCGGGGUUAUACAAGGAAGUGUGAUUGGUCCAUUACUCUUUCUCCUUUUUAUCAAUGACGUGUGUUCCCUCUUUCAGUAUGGUAAACCUUUCCUUUUUGCCGAUGACCUGAAAGUACUUUAUUCAUUCUCUUCUCCCACCAAAGAAAACUAUAUUUCAGCGGUAAUCCAAGAGGAAAAAAACAAGUUGUACGAAUGGACUGUUUUAUGGAAUUUGCCACUUAAUGUUAACAAAAGUGGAUUUAUUCACAUUGGCCGCUGCCUUAACUUAUAUCUGACUAUACACAAGCAUACACUCAAACCUCUCAACACUGUUCGUGACCUGGGUUUAAGAUAUAGCAAUAGUCUGAACUUUUCUGAACACAUUAUAUAUCAAGUAUCCAAAGCUAGAAAGCUCAUCAGAUUGAUAAUGACAAACUUCAAUAAUAUCGAAUCGAGAUUGUUAUUAUGCAGAAAAUGUAUCUUACCCAUUCUUGAAUAUGGUAUUUUAGUUUACAGUAAUUGCAGACAUAAUGAUCUGAUUAAAAUUAAAGGUGUUCAAAGAAAGUUCAUCAAAGCUGUUCUGGGGUAUUCCGAUAACAAAGACUAUCACCAAAAAUGUUAACAACUCAACUUAAAACCUCUUUGGUUCAGACGUAUCAAAUUAAAUCUUAUCUUUAUCUACCGGCUUAUAAACGGUAUUUCCUACACUUCGGUAUCCACCCCUUCAUAUCUUAUGAUAUCAUCCCACAAUAUACGCAAGAAGAAGAAUAUUCUAGCGAUUCCAAGAAUCCACACAAACGUACUUCAGAAUUUUUUUCUUAUUCGCUACUCAACCAUGUGGAACAGACUGUCAGUGAACCUCCGUUGCAGUGAAACUACAACCCGGUUCAGAAGUCUCCUUCAAGAUUUUCUUUCCAAAAGUGGAUUAUGUCACCUAUUGAAUAUCAAUGUAUUCAAUAAUGAUAUUUACACAAACAAGGUCCAUCAUCCAUUUAAUUGCCUGAAAAGCAAAAUGAAACCUUUGAAACUUCUCACGUCUAUUUUAUUUUAUUUCCAUUCAUCUUAAUAUAUGAAGUCUACUUAUGUUCGUGUUUAUCGUUAUUACCGUUAUUAAUAUCAUUAUUGGUUCCCCGACACAUUAGAUAUUCUUUUUAUCUCUUCUUAUCCUUGUAAACAUAUUUAACUCCAGGUUGUCCUUUGAAAUCAAUUGUGACCUUCAUAGCAUCAUUCUUAAUUAUUAUUGCACAAUUGUUGAUAAUAAUAUCCGGUUUCGCUCUGUAUACUAUUACAUAAAUCUAAAUGUAUUCAUUUGAGUGCACUAAAAGAUUUUUUUUAUUUUUCUCAAUCGCUGGUUUACUUUUGAGGUUGGUAUUCAUUACACAAUUAUUAUUAUUAUUAUCAUGGAUGAACCUUUUCACUAGGUGUUCACUUCUUAAGAUUACGAAGUUUGUAAUUAAGAUAAUAACUUGUGUAACAUUCAAAUUAACUUCUCAGACUCAUUUUAUCUUCACUGUUCAGAUAUGACUUGUACAUAUUGAUAUUUCGUUAUCGUUUUCAUUUAUUAAUUGAGACUUUCAUAGCAUCACAUCAAACUAUAACUGCACAAUCAUUUAUAUUCUAGCGUCAUAUCUUACUGCGAUAAUAAAUUAUUUUUUGUUACUAACUUGACGACACAAACAUAGUCGUUUAUUCUUGUUCUGCGUUCAUAAACACGCUUAUUAAAAGAUUUGCAUAUUUCACGUUUCCAUUCAUUUCUAUUCUCUUAUUUUCUUCUUUAAACUCAAUUCAAUAUUCUUCUCAAUGACACAGAAUAUAGCAGGUAUAAUGCUAACAUUAUUGAAAAUUGUGUAUUAUUGCAUUUUUUUGAAGAAACCUGAAAUGGUUUCGUCACAACACUUAUGUAUCCAUAAAAUGUUUGUGAAUAAUAAUAAAUACUACAUUUCACAAAUCCACUACAACAUACUCUUAUACAGAAAUGAAGUGAUGACUCACAUACAAUAACUUUGAUCCAAAUAACAUGACAUUGACAUAAUCAGGUCUAUUUUGAAUAAGAUUGAUGAAAUUCCGUGAAAACAUUUCAUUCCAUAUCAGGUACUUUAUCUAUUCACCUUAUGUAUGCGAUCAUCAGUUUCUAUCACUUUUUCUGUUGUUUGUUAAAGAAACUUGUUGGAACACCUUGUAUUGAGAAUUCUACUUUGUAUCAAACACAUAAUAUUGAUUGAAGCCAUUAAUCACAAACAUAAUAAUAAAUUAUUAUCUUAAUUUCUCAAUGUGAUAUCAUGAUGACGCAUCGAACGAUUGUCAUAGUUUAACUGUUGAACAUUGAUGUUCGUGGAUCCAUUACAGUCUACAUAAUGUAAUGGAGUUUUCAUGAAAACUCAUCUAAACAACUUGCUUGUUAGAUAUCGUUUACUUCAGUGUUUUUUUAUCAAUCCAGACAAGGAUUAUUCUAUGUUAAAUAUUCCUUUCUCCAGUAUAUCUUCGACGAUAACUAAUAUGUUCUUGGUACUUAUCACCAAUAUGUGAAUAUUUUAAUGUUGGACUCAAAGUAGACUGCUACAUGCAUUAUCCAGCCAACACUGUUUGACAUGAAACUAUUCAGUUGAUUUUAGUUACUGUCAAUACUUUUGACAUCUGCUUGUAAUUUGUGACACAUUGUGUUCUUUGGCCUUCCACUUUACUGUCGCACUUCACAUUAAGAAUUAUUGCAUGUGUGUAAUGCGGUUUGAUGAUCUCCACAGUAUAUGUCUUAUUCAUCAUCAUUGUCUUUUUCCAAUUUCCUCAUCAGUUGAAAGCUGGUUUGUUCUCAUACACGGUAGACUGUUGCUGGUGAUAUCCGACCAACAAACAUUGAUUAUCUUGUGCAGACAAUUAUAUAGAAAUGCUUUGAAUGUUUUGAUGAAAUUGUUAGUGGUAGAAUGGGUUAAUGAAAUUAAAUAAACGUUAAUGUGGGUGAGGUGUUAAAAUGCAAUGAGUCAAUAUGACAUUGAUCGACAGGAUAGUUUGUCUGAGAAAUUAGAUAUUUGUUGGACCAUUUUGUAUUCGAAAUGUUUUAUUUUCCAUUGAUGUUUCUUUGAUUUUCUUAAUGAAAAACACAAUGACUCGUUUUCUUCAUCUGAAAUCCGUUAGAUUGAACAUUUUCUACAAAAGUAAUUCUUUGUCUACACUAAAUAGGUGGCAACACAAAAGAAGCUUUCCAUACAACUUCACACUGAUCCAGUAGUUAUGCAAAGUCAUUUUGUUAAUAAUUGUGACGAAUGAUGAAGUGAUGUUACAGACACUGACGAUGAUCCAGUCCAUUGCAACGGGGCUACAUUCCAUAAAUCUCAUCACCAACAUUGGGCAGCAUAGGAAUGAGUUCCACUGCCAUCUGUUAUCAGACGUGAUCAUGCAAUUUCGCUGCAAACAGAAUAAACAUGAAAUCGAAUUUCAAUACUCAAUACACAGUCACGUUUAGACAGUGUGUUUACGAAACUUAUUACGAUUUUAUGUCACCAAAUUGUCUUCAACUUCUAGUUUACAUCCCGAUCAACGUACUUUAUACACCAAACAAUUGCUCAAUGACGACGUUAAGGAAGUUAUACAACGUCACUCUAAUAGAAUCCAGGAAUUUUCUUGGCUGACCAGCUGAUAACCGGGAAAAAUUGAACGGAAGAUUCUAUAGGUAGAAUACUGUACAUCAAAAUGUUAACAACAGUUAUUUGCUUAUUAUCCGUAAGAAUCUGAAAAGAAGUGAAGAGAUCAUUCCCCAUAGUGUGUGCUAAAUACCUCGACACAAUCACAGCGAAUUCAGUUCCACAACCAUGAAAUCAUUUCAUCUUAAUAACUAUUACUAGUGAUUUAAAUGGAUGAGAUACCACUCGUUCACAUUUUGAAAAAUACACAUUCUGAACUGAUCAUAACUUUCAUCACCAAAACGCUGUUGAAAAUUCGGCAGUAAACAUUUUGAGCAUUUCGUGUUUAGAUGGCAAACUUAUGCAUAACGGGAUUUCAGUGUUCCUCUACAACACUUCAAUAUUCUUCAUUCUUGCAUUAAUGUUCAAACAACAUCAUAACCACUACUGAUUAGGAAAAUGUUCUUCAACUAAUAACCCUGUAUCAACAAUCUUUAUACACUUACCUGAUUGACGUAGUCUAUCUCUCAAUUAUCG